AUGGCAUUCGAGAAGCUUGUUCGAUACCAGGUGGAAGGCUCGAUCUAUUAUGGGGAUCUGAUAGAGACAGCUGAAACCGGCUUCAAAGUGCGCAGAUUGAGCGGCGGUCUUGGUGGCUUUCAGCCACAAGGGGAUAUUGAUACGGUGAACAAGCUCCUUUGCCCCUUGGAGAAGACGCCGAUUAUACUAUGCAUCGGACUCAACUACAAGAAACAUGCAACUGAAGCUUCACUUGAAAUUCCAGAUUAUCCCGUGGUCUUCACCAAGCCCUCGGAUGCCCUUGCGGGACCCGGCGAAGCGAUUCCUAUCAGCCCAGGCGCUCAAUCCAUGCUGGACUAUGAAGGGGAAUUGGUCGUGGUAAUUAGCAAGGACUGUAAGAAUCUUCCUGAAGACGUUGAUCUCAGCGAAUAUGUCCUUGGAUACACGGCCGGAAACGAUGUCUCAGCACGAAACUACCAACUUCCCAAAGCCGGCGGUGGUCAAUAUUCAUAUGCGAAGUCGUUCGACAAGUUUGCACCCAUCGGUCCUUAUAUUGUCAGUUCGAGCGUCAUCAAGGAUCCGCAAAGCCUGAAAUAUGUCACGAGGGUGAACGGGAAGACGGUGCAGGAGACGGACACUGAUGACAUGAUAUGGUCGGUGAAGGCGAUUCUGCGACACUUGACUCGGGGUACCACCGUGCGCGCAGGAACCAUUAUCAUGACGGGCACACCAGCUGGCGUCGGCUUUUUCAGGAACCUCUUCCUACAGGACGGUGAUAUGGUCGAGGUCGAGAUCGAAGGAGUGAUGAAGCUGUCCAACAUUAUCAAGUACGAGGAUCAUGCUUCCAAAAUGUAG
Messenger RNA from Eremomyces bilateralis CBS 781.70, 834 nucleotides. RefSeq lists its product as uncharacterized. NCBI's taxonomy places the organism in Eukaryota, Fungi, Ascomycota, Dothideomycetes, Eremomycetales, Eremomycetaceae. Gene Ontology annotation, molecular function: acetylpyruvate hydrolase activity. The transcript has 3 exons. The record is from RefSeq and is a predicted model, not a curated record. Bases 1 to 834 code for a protein of 277 amino acids.